Messenger RNA from Lytechinus pictus (painted urchin), 1878 nucleotides. RefSeq names its product rhodopsin, GQ-coupled-like. Gene Ontology annotation, biological process: G protein-coupled receptor signaling pathway. The transcript has a single exon. The record is from RefSeq and is a predicted model, not a curated record. Gene Ontology annotation, molecular function: G protein-coupled receptor activity. Lineage: Eukaryota; Metazoa; Echinodermata; Echinoidea; Temnopleuroida; Toxopneustidae. Gene Ontology annotation, cellular component: membrane. Bases 581 to 1594 code for a protein of 337 amino acids.
GAGGUCACCGUCCUGGUGAUGAUCUUGUUGAUGAAAUUGCUUGAAAUGAACCAUGAAAUUGCUUCCUUUGAGACGAUGGAAGCGUCCACUGCAUUUUUUUUAUAAGGGCAGCUGGCAGAAUGAUGGAAAUGCGUAUGCAUAAUCAAAUCAAAGUCGAUUCCUUAUUGGUCACUUCACAUUGACAAUUUUUCCAAUCGUAAAGUCAUUUAAAAAUCACAAUGGGUUGUUGGCUUUUAAAUAUAGAUUGUCACCAGUGACCAGCAAAUUUUCCAUUUACAAUUCUAUACCUUUAAUGAACUAGGGGAAAUUAUAGAAACCAAGGGGCUCAUCUUAAAAAAAAGGAAGGAAAAUGAUAUUUUGCACGCAACAGAAUUUCCAAAAAAAAACCAGAGUUGCCUAAACUUUUCGUCGCUUAAUUAUACGGCAAAUAUACCUGUAUACCCUCAGGUGUCCACUUUAGCGCAAAACAGAUGUAUUUGAUAAACGGUCCCUGCGCAAAAAUUAUUUAAGACCAAUCGAUCUCGUUCAGAAGAGAAGAGUUUCCUAAAACUUAAGCAACAUCGGUUACAGAUAACUGAAGAUGGAAUCAACUGUAGAAACCGCCACAGUAGCUUCUACCAUAGCGUUUCACCAUCGAGUGAUUGUAGCAUCUAUCUUGAUAGCAUCCUCAAUAAUUGGUCUUCUUGGCAACUCUCUCGUCAUCAUUUCCGUCAUCACCACGAAGAAGCUUCGUACAAUCACCAACAUCUUGGUGGUCAAUCUCGCUGUCGCCGAUUUCUUGUCCUGCGUAUGCUUUCCGUUUAUAGUCAUCGGUUUACUGAAUCAAACUGGACAGUACCCACUCCAUGAAAGCGUCUGCGCCUCUGUAGCAGGUGUGCUUCAUACCUGCGUCUUAUGCAGCGCUUCGACCCUUGUUGUGAUCGGGUUCAUUCGGAGGUAUGUCAUAACCAGAUCUGUACGCGGACACCAAGGUUUCCAUACCCCUAGGAAGAUCGUCUCUGUGGCUCUGGUCGUCUGGAUGUUUUCGGCUGCAUACAUGAUAUUACCACCUGUUCUUGGUGUCGGAAGAUUUGGGUAUUCCUCGUAUUAUGGGAUAUGUACUUUCCUUGGGGUCACCAGGCCAGCGUUUUACUACGUUACCUUUCAUGGAAUCUUGUUUGCUACAAUCCUUCUGCUUACCCUGAUAUUUUAUGGCUCGAUUUUGCACCAUGUCAUGCGACACAAUCAGCUCUUUCGCGAAAAGUUCGCAAUCAAGAAAGAUGUCUCUCCUACUUCAGGUGACGCCAACCAAAGCAAAGUUUCCACGUCGUCCGAUUCCCCAACUCCCAUGAUCAAGGCCAUCAACCGGAAGGAGGUCGAGAUCACUAAGAAUGUGUUCUUGGUUGUCUGUAUCUUCAUCGUUUGUUUCUUGGCAUCUAGCGUGAACUUCAUCAUUCCAGGAAGCAGUCUAUCCACCAUCUAUGGUUACAUGGUCAUGAUGAUAAAUAGUAUGAUUAAUCCCAUCAUCUAUGGCCUGAAGCAUCCCAACUUUCAAGAAGCUUUCAAAAGAAUCCUCUGCUGUCGCCGUGCACCUCAAGAAUACGUUUCGAAGUAAUAUGAAAGGAAACAUUGAUCUGAGGUAAUUCAAAGUGUAAGGCAAGUUUUGUUAUAAGGGGAAAUCGCCUUAUUCUAUAUACAGCAAGUCGUUUAGAAUUAGAUUUUCUGAAUAAUUUGUUGAAAUUUCACUCUUUGGGUACACUAUAGAAAAUAUGCGAAAUACCACAAGAACAAAAUUCCAUAAAAAAGGGAUGGUCUAACCUUCAAGGGAAAGGGAUGUAGCUCGAUUGGAGGUAAUCUGAUAAUCGAAACUUAGGUUUGACCCUAACCUUGUUUUUAUCG